UUCCAGGAUCUGAAGUCAUUCUCUUCAUUUAUCAUGGCUAUUCUCUCAAGUUCUCAUCAUGAAUCCUUGAAAGCUCAGAAAGCAAUUAAUGAGGAUAUCAGACAAAGACAACCAUACUUGUGGACUGGGAUUUUCAUAUUUGGUUUCUCAGAUUGGCUCUAUGAGUUUUGAUUCCACAGGCUUGCAUUGGCGGUAUAAUUUAAUGGCUAACAGAGUUUUGCUCUUGCUAGCUUUGGCUUCUCGGAACCACCCAAAUUCAUCAACUAGAAUCCUGAGUGAAACAACUGGCCACUUUUUGAAGAAUUUGAAAAGUCAACUUCCUCAGACAAGGAUACUUGCAAUUUCGGCUUUGAAUACACCUUAAAGAAAUCACCGAACAAGCUGUCACCUGGUGAGAAAUCUGCUGUACUCGAGGAUUUGCAAGGCAAUGCCAAGUCAUCCCUUGAAGAAGCUUUAACUCACACCUUUAAUGGCUGAUAUGGCUAGAACAAUUUUGAGAGAUUCUGACAAACACAAAAAAAAAGUGUGUUGCAUGUCAGUGGUUUUUCUUUUUCUUUUUCCCCAACCUUGUUUUUGUUUUAGUCUAUUCUUUACAGUUCAUUUUUGGUGCUUGACCCUGGUGCCAUUUAAUUCUCUGGGGCCAGUCCCUGUACUUUUAGGUAACAAAUAAUGGAAAAAAAUUUCCUUCUUUGUAUGCUACCAUUUUUGUUGUAUGGAAUACAAUUUUUUUU
Messenger RNA from Arachis ipaensis, 731 nucleotides. NCBI's taxonomy places the organism in Eukaryota, Viridiplantae, Streptophyta, Magnoliopsida, Fabales, Fabaceae. The record is from RefSeq and is a predicted model, not a curated record.